AUGGCGAAGCUAAAAGAUAGGGUAAAGCUUAAAUUGCACGAAGGCGCCUGGAGCGCGGAGGACUUAAAGGACCGACCCCGGGUGCCCGAAGGGGCACGAGGGAGGGGGAGGUUAGAGAAGGAACAAUUUUUGUUGGCGAUAGCACCUUUGCAACGUAUGCUUAGUUUGAAAAUGCAAGCUAUAAAACCUUUUACAAAGCAUUGUAACUUUGUAAAUAAGUACUUUAACCACUUUACCUUUUAA
Messenger RNA from Gaeumannomyces tritici R3-111a-1, 243 nucleotides. RefSeq lists its product as hypothetical. The record is from RefSeq and is a predicted model, not a curated record. NCBI's taxonomy places the organism in Eukaryota, Fungi, Ascomycota, Sordariomycetes, Magnaporthales, Magnaporthaceae. Bases 1 to 243 code for a protein of 80 amino acids. The transcript has 3 exons.